AUGUCAGCCGGCAGCAAGCAACACGAUGGCGCCGCCACCGACAACGACAACAGCAGCCUGCGUGCCGCGCUCACCACGCUUCAGGCGCGGCUGCCGGCCGUGGACGGCGACAGCAAUGCCGAGGAGGCGCGGCUCAUUGUCAGCCUGCUGGGCUACUGCGUGAGGGUGGGCCAACUGGUGGACCACGGGUGGCUGUCGCGCGCUCUGGCCAGCAUCGAGCGCAGCGCGUGCGCUCUUGCGCCUCAGCACGCCGUCGGGCUGGUGCGGGAUCUCUGGUGUUUGUACGGCCACCAGGGCGUGAUGCCAGCGCCAGCGCCGCUGCCGGCAGGCCUUCUCACAUCCCUCGCCGAACUCGCCGCAGCACCGUCGGCAGCACCGGCCGUCGUGUCCGUGGCUCAGACAUCAGUCGCGGACCCUUGGGAUUCUGAAAGACUCUGCCAGCUCACCUUGCUGCUGGCACGGCAAACAUCAGGCAGCGGCGCACCUGGUUCGCGGGCGGAGGGUGUCGCGCUGGCUGCCGCCUCACAGUCGGUGCAGCUGCCUGCCGGCCUAAUGGCAAAACUGCAGGCGCGGCUCGGUGCAAGCACACGGGACACACUGUCGUGCCGGAUGGUCCUGGCAUUGGCAGGCGCCUUCAGCGCAGGUGGCGCCCUCAGUGGUGAACCCUCGGCCGACGCAGUGCUGCGCCUCGCGCUCGCUGCUCUGCCGCCGCACACGGCUGCCGAACUCGAGGCCCAAGAGGCAUGGGCACUGCUGAGGCACAUGCUGCAGGCUGGGCUCACCCCCCACACAGCUUCUACCUGCGGCCCCGUCUGGGCCGCGCUGCUGCGCCGCCUGGACACAGACGACGCCUGGGAUUCCAGCAACGGAGCCUCCAAUGGUACAGCGGCCGCGGGCACCGCAGCAACCGCAGCCGGAGUGGCCGCGGCCGCUGCGGGCGACGAGGGCCUGGCCCAGCUGGCGCGUGCGCUCGCACCCUGCUACCAGGAGCCCUGCUUUGCGUCGCUGGAACUGCCCUGGCUGGGACGCGUGGUGGAGGGCUGCGCGGCGCGCUGCGGCAGCGGCGCAGACGGUGGGGGCGCAGCGGCUGAUGAGGACGUUGCGCCAGGGGGUGACCUCUACGAGACCCUCCUAGCCGUCUUCCGGCUGUCCCACCUGCGCCACAUGACGGCGGCCGUCCUGGCUUGCGGCCGCAGCAGCGACGACAAUGCUGCCACGUACGGUCGCCUUGGCGACAAUGCGACCUCGCUUGCAGACUUGGAAAGCGAGUUGGUUGCAGCGGCAGUUCGCGCCGCUGGCGGCUUGACGCACGCUUCGCUUUGGAGGCAGUGGUACUGGCCGUGGGCGGGCAAGCAGCCGGCUGAUGGGGAUGACGGCUCAAGCGGCGCCGAGCUUGGCGCCCUAGAGGUCGAUGCGGCCCCGCCACAGGCAUCAAGUGGAGGGGGAGGCGGCGGCAGCACGCACCCUCAGGCUCAAGCGGCGCGCGCCCACGUCAGCCGCUGGCCGGGGCCGCCCGCCGCACUGCUCACGCUGGCCAGCUCGCUGCUGCGAGCCGCCGAGCUCCCGGCGGCACCCUUCAGCACUGCAUGCCUGGCCGUGAGCGUGGGGAACGCAGCCGGGCUCAAGGCGGUUGCCGGCGGGGCGCUGUCGCGCCUGUGGGGGCGCCUAAGCAGUGAGCUAGCAGAGGCGUGCAGGACGCAGGCCGAGGCUUCCAUGGCGGCGUUCCAGGAGGGUGCUGCCUUCGUGGAGCGUGGCAUGUUGGGGGCGCUCGCCGCGUCCUGGAUGCAGGCCGUGCGCAGCCUGCGCGAGAGGGGUGCGCCGCUGGCGGCGCUGCCGCUCGCGAGGCGCGUCGAGGCGGCGGGGCUGCUGCAUCAAAGCGGCCUGGAGCUCUCGCCCCUGCUGCGCAUGGCCCCUUGGGGGGACGGCGCGGAUCUCUCCCCGCAGGCGUCGGCUGAGCUGCGGGGCGCGCUGCGCGAGCUGCUGCCGCUGCUGCUGCUCGACCUUUCGCUCUCCUCAGAUUACAGGGGCUUUGACGUCGACGUGCGGUCGCACUUGAUGACCCUUUCUCCCAGCCAGAAGCGCAGCAACACGGUGGCGAGGGUGGGGCGUCUGGCAAAGGGCGCGGUGCGCGCCGCGGAGAAGGCCCAGCAGCUCACCCUGGUCCUGCCGGACGCAGCGGCGUGGCGGAACGGCCCAGGAGAGCGCGCUGGCGAGGUGGCCGCUGCCGCCUUCGCCGAGCAAACCGUGAAGGCUUUGCUGGCGAGCGUGACGCGAAUUGUGCCAGGUGUGGAGAGGGAGGUGCAGGUGGACAGCCAGGAGGAGGCGGGCGGCUGGCAGUGGACGUGGACGCCGGCCCUUGGGGACAGCUUCGAGGGUGGCAGUGCAGAAGAGGUCAGCGAGACCGCGGCAGAGGCGCGAGGAGAGGUGGACAUUGGUCCAGGGGAACAGGAGGGCGGCCUCCGAGGGAGCGUGGGGGCUGCGGCGUUGAUUGCUGAGUCGGCGGCUGGCCUGAGCGAGGCCGAGACGGGCCUGUUGCGCAAUGUGCAAAUCCUGGAGUGGGUGACGGCUGCAUUGAACGGCAAAACGACCUGGAGGCCCGAGUGGGACCCUGCAAGAGACCACUUCAAGGCGUUUGUCUUUCUUGGGAGGUUACCCAGCCGAAGAGCCUUGGAGCGCAUGACUGAUGCGGCCAGGCGCGCAACCAGCAGCAGCAACGUGGUCGCUGCGUCCAGGGACAAGGGCUUACGCUCCAAGGCCCACACCAGCAAGGGGGGCGGCAGGGGCGGUGGAAGGGGACCGGCGCCUCUCGCAGCGGCAGCGCAAAGGGCGGUGGCGCGCAUGCGGCAGCUGUCUGAGGGCCCGCGGCGACUGGUGGUGCUGCUGCAGCUACUGGCAAUGCAGCAGAUCACCGAGGAGGUCGCCGUUGCCAGCGGCCUUGCCUGCGAGGUCACGCACAGGCCGGUGGUUGAGAUGUCGCGCGCCGAUGUCCUGGUGUCUUUGACAGAGCAGGACAGCAGCGGCGCGGAGCUGCUGCAGCGUGCAUGUGCAGAGGGGUGGUUGAAGGCGUGA
Molecule: messenger RNA, 3069 nt
Organism: Monoraphidium neglectum
Lineage: Eukaryota; Viridiplantae; Chlorophyta; Chlorophyceae; Sphaeropleales; Selenastraceae
Exons: 6
Coding region: 1-3069 (1022 amino acids)
Source: RefSeq, a predicted model, not a curated record